GAGAAAAAUGCACCAAGCAAGAAGCAGCAAGGAAAAGUCAACAAAAGUCAUUGCGGUGUAAACGUUAUCGUUGUCAAAGUGGUUUUUUCUGUAAAAAAAAAUCCUCAUUCGUAUGCAAUUUCAAUGACAAUUAAAUUGAUUUCGAAGGCCUAUAUGGCGACAACACAACGGAAAGUUUUUCUUCUUCAUUUGUCGCUCGAUAUCUCUGUCUGUCUCGUUUUAGCAUAGCAACAUUAGUCGAACUGUCAAAAAAAUUUGACAUCAGUCGCACGAUUGAUGCAUAAACACAACAACGUACUAUUAACAUAUUUUCUUGAUGAAAAAUCCGCAAACGCUCGAAAAUCCACCAAAAAUACGACCGUUUGAUGCGAUUAGUGAAAGAAAUGUGGAAAAAGUGGAAAUUCGACUGAAAAAUGUGCUAGAAUUGUGGUGAAUGGACCGCUAAAAACGGCAAUUAAUACAGCGAACACUUAACCUUAAAUCAUCUCAUCAUUCUGUUUAUGCAAAACAGUUUGUUAUUUAAGUCAUUUUAGUUUGUUUUUUUCUUUACCGAAAAAAGUCUGACCAAUUUUGGUUCGUUUAUACUGGAAAAGGUUAUCCAAUAAACAGCAGCCGUAGGUUGUGAAUUUUAAAAGUUUUAAAAACAUAGUUCACAAUGGAUCAAAUGCUACCGAGUCCAGGGUUCUCAAUACCCAGCAUCGGAACACCGUUCCAGCAGUUGGAAGAGGACCAAACAAUUAUCGCAAACAAUCCAUAUUAUGCACAAAAUGCAAUUCAUCCGCCGACUGGGUUAACGCCAGUCGGUAUGGGCAAUGCCAGUACAAGCAACAAUGGCGUUGGCAGCAGCGGCCUUAAUACAAAUGUUAACGUUGAAACAUCCACAAGUGCAACAUCGAGCUUGCCGUCACUCAUGAACACACCGACAAAGGCCAACAGUUACCAACCCAGCUAUCAACCACCACCACAGAGCCUCAUGCAACCACAAACACCGCAAAGUUUGAUGUCGCCAAUGGUGCCGAUGACGGAACGUGUUAGCGAAAAUGUGCCCAGCGUAAAUGUUCAUCCUAUGACACCGAUGACACCCGGCUCACAAGAUCCCGCUAUUUUGCCUCAAUUACAAAACAUUGUGUCAACGGUGAAUUUAAAUUGUAAGCUUGAUCUUAAGAAAAUUGCAUUACAUGCCCGUAACGCUGAGUACAAUCCAAAACGUUUUGCUGCCGUAAUUAUGCGAAUACGUGAACCGAGAACGACUGCCUUGAUCUUUUCAUCGGGGAAAAUGGUGUGUACGGGUGCGAAGAGUGAAGAAGAUUCCCGUUUGGCCGCCCGCAAAUAUGCUCGAAUUAUACAAAAGCUCGGUUUUACGGCGAAAUUUUUAGAUUUUAAAAUACAAAAUAUGGUCGGCAGUUGCGACGUUAAAUUUCCAAUUCGAUUGGAGGGUUUAGUUUUAACACACUCUAAGUUCAGUUCGUAUGAGCCAGAAUUGUUUCCGGGUCUUAUUUAUCGUAUGGUCAAACCAAGAAUUGUGCUGUUGAUUUUUGUGUCGGGCAAAGUCGUACUUACCGGUGCCAAAGUUCGUCAAGAAAUCUACGAUGCAUUCGACAACAUUUAUCCAAUUUUGAAGAGCUUCAAGAAACAAUAGGAAAAGUAAAGAUGACAUCGGUGAUUUGGUGCGGCUAACAUAUGACACACACGCAAAUAAAACAAAACAAAACAAAACCAAACACAUCAACAUUUCGAUUAGACUAAAUAAGGAGGCCCCUUAGCAGUACACACACACGUCGGUCUUUUUUUGACUUAAUCAUCAUUAAUUUUUAUCUCGUAAUGUCGUUUAGUUUAAUUAAUAAAAUUACAAAAACAACAAAAAAUGGAAUAAAUGAUUAUUUCACGAAGAAAAUUCCCAUGCAAGAAAAAAAAAACGAACCUAAAUUUAUAAAUUAUAUUUGAUUAUUUUUAACCUUUAGUUGAAUUCAAUAGAAAUAAUAAAAAAAAACGACCAUCAUGAACAAAAUGAAACAAA
Molecule: messenger RNA, 2017 nt
Organism: Sitodiplosis mosellana (orange wheat blossom midge)
Lineage: Eukaryota; Metazoa; Arthropoda; Insecta; Diptera; Cecidomyiidae
Gene: Tbp
Exons: 3
Coding region: 656-1639 (327 amino acids)
Biological process (GO): DNA-templated transcription initiation
Molecular function (GO): RNA polymerase II general transcription initiation factor activity; DNA binding
Source: RefSeq, a predicted model, not a curated record